AUGCCCCAUCAGGACGAAAAAACAUCCAUUCGGAUCGUGAGUGUCGAUUACUACAUGAGCAAACCGGAUCCGCAAUUCGAUAGUUGCUACUCGGAAUUUCGCGGGUCGGAAGUGAAACAGGUUCCGGUGGUGCGUUUGUUUGGGUCCAGCCCUACCGGUACCCAUAGUUGCGUGCACAUUCAUGGUGUUUUGCCUUAUUUCUACAUCCCCUACGAGGGAUCUACCGUGGACAGGCUUACGGUAGACCAACGCAUCUAUCAACUUGCUUCCGCCCUCGACAAAGCAAUCAACAUCUCACUCGGGCAGUCCACUUCGCGGGCUAUGCACGUCUUUAGCAUAACACUGGUGAAAGGAACACCCAUCUACGGUUACCACAAGCAUGAGCAUCACUUUCUCAAGGUUCAUAUGUACAAUCCGCUGUUGAUACGAAAGGCCACACAGUUGCUGAUGAACGGAACCAUCCUUUCAACGACGUUCCAAGUGCACGAAACCCACGUGCCGUACAUUUUACAGUUUUUCAUCGACUAUAACCUGUACGGUAUGAGCUUUAUGCACCUGCAAUCGAAAGGUUUGCGGCAACGGAAAGAAGCGAACUCAUCCAGCAAGCUUGCCGGCGGCACACCGAAAAUGUCAACCUCAGAGUACGAGAUUGAUGCGCUAGCAAGCGCCAUUUUGAAUCGUAAACCGCUCAAAAACGAUUCCUCCGAGUUUGCUAACCCUGGAAUCGCGUCUAUAUGGGCAGACGAACAGGCCCGGCGACGUUUGUGCGGUUUAGAACAACCGGAGAGUUCGAAUCUUUCCCAAAGCAGUGGACUGUGCGAGGUUGUUACAGAGAGCGAUCGCUUUUACCGUGCGCUUCUUGUGUCAAAACUUUCGAAAGGACAACAUUCGAACACAGUAGGCGACGUCGGCAGUCGCAUCAAACCGCCUGUAUCAAGUUAUCCGUCAGAGGUGGCGGAAGGCGAAUCGCUGGUUGACGCAUCGUUCAUAUCGCAUCACUCACACAGUAGCCAUAGCCCGUAUUCGUCGCAGCAGAGCCUUCAAUUGGCCGGCCCCAGUGCAGUGGUGGAUGAAGAAAAGAUCAUCUUUCUGUCGCAGAACCAUUCGGAGGUAACGCUCUGUGAAGAAGAUAUGAAUAUGAUCGAAAUCAUGCGCGAACUGGAGGAAAACGAGAAUCAGCAGUACGAGGGCGAUUGCGUACUGGCCCCGCUAACACAGAGAAGCAGUGGCACCAUUUCGAACAUUUCCCAGGCCCAAAAACGCCUGAACGCGUCGUUGUGCGGAGACUUGGCAGCGGUUUGUUUGAUGGAGGAAGAAAGUGUACCCAACGAGCAGCAGCAGAAUGCCGAAGGCUUCGAUUCGGACGAUGAGUUUCUGCUGGAUUUGACACAAAAGCAGAGCCUGCUGGGGAACGACCUGGAAACAUGUCUUAGCGACAGUGAAGACGAUUCGCUUGGUGGCAGCUUGACGAUUCCCCAGCUGGACGGUGGCGAUGACUCAACUCCGUCUACCAAGUCGGCCAAGCGCACCAAAAAUCCGAAUCACACAGAAACACAAUCUAUCUGUCAGACACCAUCCAAACGGGCCCGUAUGCAUCUUAAUCGUUCGUGCUCAUCUCCAGCGUCUACUCCGCGCCGAGUUUCGUUUGCCAAUCCCAUUUCGGUUGAUGUGGUAUCUGCCAAACGCACCUCGUUAAUAACGCGUUUUGAAGCAUCGUCACCGGUAUCACUCAAACCUUGUGUCAUCAGUGUUCCCAUGCUGGACGUGUCAGGCGCAUCGCCCAAUUCAACGCAGUCUCCUCUUUCGACUCCAAUCCGGAGCACAAUGGUCAAAAACCCGGAUAUCAAACUUAAGAAUGUGUUUGUUCACCUGGAAAAAAUGUCAACAGACACAUAUCAGAACUUCUCGCCCCAAGGGACCCCAGUUGCGAACGAUGCAACGGCGGGCUGUUCUUAUCGGAAACGGAGCCGCAAGCUUGCACUUUCAUUGAGGCCACCGACACCGAAGCGCCCGAAAUACGAACCCCAAAAGAUGGAGCUGAUUUUGUCGGAAAGGUUCCAAAACAUCAUCCGACUGUCGCCGAAGGUGCGGAUUGAGCCGCUCUCGUUGCAACUUGGCUCUCCAACGAGGGCAACAUCGCCAGCGAUGGCCUCCCUUAAAAAGAUCGAGCAGAGUUUGGACCAAACCAGUGAAACUGCUGUUCUAUCCGUGGACAACGAGACUAUGGACGUUGAGGAACAAGGUUCACCGAAGGCUACCGAGCCACUCGAUGCGGUUAGUCCAGCAACAAUGGAGAACGAUAAAGAAGCCGUGGCGGAGACACCGACGCUAAUGGGACAUCAAGUCGAUGGCGUUGGUGCAGGAACGAGCGAAUCCAGCGAUGAUGAACCUCUAGCCUCCCGCAUCCGACUGCCGCCGAAGGUGCAGAUUGAGCCGCUCUCGUUGCAACUUGGCUCUCCAACAAGAGCAACACCGCCAGUGAUGGGCCCACUCGAAAAGAUCGAGCCGAGUUUGGACCAAACCAGUGAAACUGCUGUUCUAUCCGUGGACAACGAGGCUAUGGACGUUGAGGAACAAGGUUCACCGAAGGCUACCGAGCCACUCGAUGCGGUUAGUCCAGCAACAAUGGAGAACGAUAAAGAGGCCGUGGCGGAGACACCGACUCUAAUGGGCCAUCAAGUCGAUGAAGUUGGUGCAGGAACGAGCGAAUCCAGCGAUGAUGAACCUCUUGUCUCCCGCCAGCACGCCACGGCGACCGAGGAGAACGGAGAAGACGAUGAAUCCCCGAAUAUUGUUAGCUUUUGUGAGAGGACUCUUGUGUGCGAACUGGACGACAUCAAUACAGACUCAGAUGAUAGCCUUUCGUGUGUCUAUGUACCGAAAGAGGACGACAAAAUCGUCACGAUCACACCAACUGCACCGCCACCAUCGUUCGAAGAUGCUUCCCGGGCGAUUGAAUCGUUCGAAAUUCCGGCCGUCGUCAAUCGAACCCCCUUCUACAGUGACGCCGCCGAUGUUACCGGCAAAAAGGAGGUAGGCCACACGGUAUUACACAUACCGGGCAACAGUCUGAACGAUAUGGAGGACUUUAGAAGUACCAUCGGUGGGUUGGGGUCGCUGAACAGCUUGCGCUACGAUAACCUGCAGCGUGUCUACGGUGACAGCAUUCACCAAGCGUUGGGCGCCGUACCCAGUAGCGAUCGGAUGAAGGAGCUGCUGUCAUCGGAUGCCACCGUUAGCAUCACCCCGGCCGAGCUUCCUCCAAACCAUCGGGAAGCGGAAUCGUGGGUUGACGCCAGAUGUCGCGGCCGUCUAGGCCCUAUCGGCGAUGCACCGGAAACGGACAGUCCGGUGAAGGUGAAGAAAGCAGAGACAAUCAUGACCGCGAACCUCGAGGGAGGCGGUGAUUCCGAAGUUCUGCUCUCCGCACCGCCGAAGAUCGAUAGCGAUUCGACGUUCAACCUGAGUGUCCUGGUGGCAGGCGAAACUCCCGGUUUGCUGUCGACCACCGCGCACAUCCAAUCUCUUGUGACGAAAAAUAUGUCAAUGAAUACAUUCACCGGCUCACCCGCGGAUAGUGAUAAAUCGUCGGCCACCGGGGGCCAGUUCGUCGGCUACAAGGCUCGUAAACAGCACAACAGUCUCGUACGCAGUCGACUUUUUAAGGCCCAUCAACAAACUUCCGAAAAGUCCGACGGUGACGAAGCAACGGAACCGGAGGAUACAGAGGAGAUGGUCGAUAGCUCGCAGCUCCACGAACAAAUACAAUUGGGCCUCAUCGAAGAGGAAACGCCAAGAACGUCGGACAUCAAGGAAAACUUGUCCACGGAACCGCAAGACCACGACGCCGCGCUUGAUGACGCCAUCGAACCGACGGCAGAUUUUGUGGAGCACAGCAACGCCAACAUUUCGAUGGUCACGCCGGUCAACAACACGUACGGCUUCAAGGUGGACUACGAAAAUUUACAAAAGGCGAAAGCCGGAUGCGAGUACAACUGUCUCACGAUACUGUCGCUUGAGGUGCACGUGCAAACCCGGGGCGAUCUGAGACCAAACCCGAGCACCGAUCCGCUGGCGGCGAUCUUCUAUCGCAUCCACAACGACGUGCCGCCCGACCAUCCGAGGGCAUCGUCGGUGUGCGGGAUCAUUUUGAACCAGGAGCAGACGCCCGCCGCGCCCGACCACCGGGCGGCAAGCUCGUACCGGUACAACCUUUGCCCGACCGUGGCCGACGUGCUGGUGGUGCCGAGUGAGCGCGAUCUGUACGAGAAGUUUCUGCUACUGAUUUCGUUCUGGGAUCCGGACAUUUUCGCCGGAUACGAGAUCGAAAGCGUCUCCUGGGGCUACAUCAUCGAGCGUGGGUACGCCUUGGAGAUGAACCUCAUGAAGAUGCUGUCCCGCGUGCCGACCGCAUCCGAGAAGGUGCACGUGUCGGAGGAAGAGCAACAAGAGCUGCUCGAGAUGCACGAUUACAGUGCGGGUCUGAAGAUUCCCGGGCGCAUCCUGCUGGACAUUUGGCGCCUGAUGCGCCACGAAAUUGCCCUCACGUCGUACACGUUCGAGAACGUGGCCUACCACAUCCUGCACCGGCGCGUACCGUGCCACUCGCACCGGCAACUCACGGGGCUGUGGGUCAAACCGCACAGCCGCUGGAUCGUGCUGGAUUACUAUCUCGAGCGGGUGAACGGAAACUUUGCGAUCCUCAACCAGCUCGAUCUGAUCGGUCGCACGGCCGAGCUGGCCAAACUGUUUGGCAUCCAGUUCUACGAGGUACUGUCGCGUGGGUCUCAGUUCCGCGUCGAAAGCAUGAUGCUGCGGAUCGCGAAACCGCGCAACCUGGUGUCCGUGUCGCCCAGCAUCCAGCAGCGGGCGCAUAUGCGAUCCCCCGAGUACCUUCCGCUGAUCCUCGAGCCACAGUCACGCUUCUACGCCGAUCCGAUGAUCGUGCUGGACUUCCAGAGCCUGUACCCGAGCGUAAUUAUCGCGUACAACUACUGCUUCUCGACAUGUCUGGGCCGCAUCGAGCAUUUGGGAGGAGAGACGUCCGAGUUUGAGUUUGGGGCCACACAUUUGCGCGCACCCCGCCAGAUGGUGCAGAACUUGCUCGACCGGAACCUCGUCAGUUGCUCCCCGUGUGGGGUGGCCUUUGUGAAGAGUGCCGUCCGGGAGGGCGUCCUGCCGCGCAUGUUGAGCGAAAUCCUAAACACCCGGCUGAUGGUGAAAAAGUCGAUGAAACUACACAAGGACAACAGUAUCUUGCAGCGGGUGCUCCACUCGCGCCAGCUGGGCCUGAAACUGAUCGCCAACGUGACGUACGGGUACACGGCGGCCAACUUUAGUGGCCGCAUGCCGUGUGUCGAAAUCGGCGACAGUGUGGUGGCGAAAGGCCGCGAAACACUGGAGCGGGCCAUCAAGCUCGUGGAAGGCACGGAGCGGUGGGGAGCGAAGGUUGUCUACGGCGACACGGACUCACUGUUUGUGCUGUGUCCGGGGCGCACCCGCGAGGAGGCGUUUCGGAUUGGGGAAGAAAUUGCGGCCACCGUGACAGCCGAAAAUCCACCACCGGUCAAGCUGAAGCUGGAGAAGGUCUACCAGCCAGCGAUCCUGCAAACCAAGAAACGCUACGUGGGAUUCAUGUACGAAUCGGCCGAUCAGAAGCAGCCGACGUACGAGGCGAAAGGCAUCGAAACGGUGCGCCGCGAUGGCUGUCCGGUGGUGGCGAAAAUGCUCGAAAAGGUGCUGCGCAUUCUGUUCGAAACGUGCGACGUGUCGAAGGUGAAACAGUACACGUGCCGCCAGUUUGCCAAAAUACUCGAAGGUCGCGUCAACCUGCAGGAUUUCAUCUUCGCCAAGGAGUUCCGCGGAGCGGAUGGCUACAAACCGGGGGCCUGCGUGCCGGCACUCGAACUCUCCAGGAAGUGGAAAUUAACCGAUCCUCGGAGGGAACCUCGCCGGGGUCAGCGUGUACCGUAUGUUAUCGUGAAUGGCCCACCGCUGGUGCCACUCAUCCGCCUUGUGCGCAGUCCGGAUGAAGUGCUGGCCAACGAGGGUCUUAAAAUUAACGCCAACUACUACAUUGUGAAAGCGAUCAUCCCACCGCUUAACCGCUGCCUGCUGUUGAUCGGAGCCGAUGUAAAUCGCUGGUACAACGAUCUGCCGCGAAAAACGUUGAUGCUCCACAAUGCGGCCGGUCCGGCGGAUGCGGCCGGCAAGGCAGUGACCGCCGAGCAGCGAAAGGGCGCGAAGAAGAGCACGAUCUCGCAGUACUUCUCAACCACCAGUUGCGUUGUGGAUUGCGGAAGACAGACACACCAGGGAGUGUGCAAAGACUGUUGCCAACGGCCCCAGUACGCAGUGACUCACCUCAUGAACAAGGUGAACAAACUUGAACGGAAACUGGAACUGACCGAGAAGAUGUGUCGAUCAUGCUGCCAACGGACGUUCGCGACGGGUUGCGUAUCGCUCGACUGUCCGGUAAUGUUUUCCCUCAACCGACGCCACUUGGAACACAAACAGGCACAGCAUUAUGUCGACCUUUUGGAGAAGUUGUACUGAACGGAGUACUGAAAAUGUACUUCAUUAGUCAAUAAGUAGUUAAUUAGCUAGGCGCGAUUUAUUAGUCACUGAUCGUUUGACAUCAACACGUAAAUAGCAUUAAAUAAAAAAAAACAUUU
This is a messenger RNA of Anopheles bellator, 6674 nucleotides long. It is a transcript of the gene DNApol-zeta, whose product is annotated as DNA polymerase zeta catalytic subunit. The coding region runs from base 1 to 6555 and encodes 2184 amino acids. Gene Ontology annotation, molecular function: DNA binding; nucleotide binding; DNA-directed DNA polymerase activity. Gene Ontology annotation, biological process: error-prone translesion synthesis; double-strand break repair via homologous recombination. The transcript has 10 exons. Lineage: Eukaryota; Metazoa; Arthropoda; Insecta; Diptera; Culicidae. The record is from RefSeq and is a predicted model, not a curated record. Gene Ontology annotation, cellular component: zeta DNA polymerase complex; nucleus.